Messenger RNA from Haliotis rubra (blacklip abalone), 2527 nucleotides. RefSeq lists its product as uncharacterized. The annotation marks the transcript as partial. The transcript is spliced from 6 exons. Lineage: Eukaryota; Metazoa; Mollusca; Gastropoda; Lepetellida; Haliotidae. The record is from RefSeq and is a predicted model, not a curated record.
AAGAUGAUAUGCAGGUAGACGAUUAUGAAAAUGAAGAUGCAAUGAAAGCAGAGGGAAAGUUUGCUGAUGACGAAGAAAGCUCAUCAGAGAUUGAAGAAUGUGAUGAAGAGAUGAAGAAGGGGAACCAUGAUAUUGAUGAUACAGAGGACAAUUUCCAGAACUUUGCAGAGAAAUCACCCCCAUUGUACAGUGGAGCUAGAAUUACGGAACUAUUUUUGCAACACUUACCAUGGGAAAGCAAGUCAGCCAACCUGCCAGAAAUGCCAGAAAAUCAACAGUCAUCCUUCAUAUACAUUCCAGUCAUAGGUCAAUUACAGUCACUAUUUUCAGGUUUAAAGAAGUCAGACUUACUUCAUGGAGGAAGGGUUAAGGAUAAUCCAUCAGCAAUUGAAGAUAUCUUUGAUGGGAAAACGUACAAAGACAUCUUUGAGGAUGACUUCUUCAAGGGAACACAUAAAGGAAGAAAAGAGAAAGAAAUUCACAUUUCUCUACAACUCAACACAGAUGGAGUAGCUCUUUUCAGAUCUUCAAAUUACAGUGUCUGGCCCCUGUAUUUAACAGUAAAUGAACUGAACCCAAAGUUAAGGUACUCCGCUGAAUGCAGACUGUUUGCUGGACUCUGGUAUGGCAUCAACAAACCUACAAUGUCAAUCUUUCUGCAGCCUCUUGUUGAAGAACUGAAGUCCUUGUAUGAAACAGGUACUGAUGUUGUCCUGGAGGGCAGUUCACUUCUUUUGCGAGCAGUUCUUCAUAGUGUUGUGUGUGAUGCUCCUGCAAGAUGCCUAGUUCAAAACUUUGUACAGUUUAAUGGAUAUUUUGGAUGUGGAACCUGUUUGUCCAAAGGAAAAUCUGUGAAAACUGGAGAACGUGGAUCUAUGAUGUCCUAUCCAUUUGACAUAUCAGAAGCUGGUAAUCUCACUGGUGUCUCUACGCCUCGCACGCAUACCCAGUGUCUGACUGACGCAAGGAGAGCAGAAGAAGACGGAUCAAGUCGAAAUGGUGUCAAAGGCUUCUCCCCUUUGUACAAGUUGCCCUUUUUUUUGAUAUGAUAAGAUGUGUUACUGUGGAUUAUAUGCAUUGUGUUCUUCUUGGCGUGCAGAAGAAAUUCUUACAUCUGUGGACUGACAAUGCAAACAAACAUGAAAAAUUUUACAUUGGAAACUUCACGUCAAUACUUAAUGACAGGUUACGAGGACUCUCUCCACCAAAUCUUAUUACAAGAAUGCCGCGGUGCAUUGAAGAUUUGAAGAAUUGGAAGGCCUCAGAGUUCAGGUCCUUUCUUUUAUUUUAUUCUGUUUGUUGCUUGUAUCAGAUUUUACCCGAUGAAUAUUUCUCACAUUAUCUCCUUUUGGUUGAAAGUAUAUUUAUUCUUUUACAGAGGUCAAUUUCGCAAAAUGAGCUUUCAAGAGCUAAGGUGCUUAUUGCCAAGUUUUGUGCAUCAGUUGAUUUCUUAUAUUCAGAAAGGAACAUGACAUCCAAUAUGCAUGCACUCCUCCACCUAACUCAGAAAGUUGAAGAUCUUGGACCCUUAUGGUGUCACUCUUGCUUUUUCUAUGAAGAUUUAAAUGGGGACUUGCGAUCGCUGUUUCAUGGUACACAGAAAGUAGAACUUCAAAUUUCAAUGGCUGUAGUAAUACAUCAGAAGCUACCACGUUUAUGUGCCCUUAUUCCAAAAUUCUCUGAAGCUGAAUAUAUCUAUCUCUCCUUUAAGGGAAAACAUCACAGAAAGAACCUCACUUUGAUUAAGGAUAACAUGUUUGCUGUCGACCCAAUUAAGCCUUGUAACUUGUCUGUCGAAAUACAAAAUUUGGUUGAGGAAUUUAUGAAUGCACCAGUAACAAGGUCAGCACAGUUUUACCGCUACUGGUGCAAUGGUUUUAUGUUUCAUUCAAAAAUGUACAAAAAUGUAACAAGGAGAAACAGCUACUCAGUUGAGUAUAUUGGAACUGAUCAGAAACGUUACCUUGGUCAGAUUCAAUAUUACCUUGUUUUAUUUACUGAGAAGAGUGCUAUGUAUUGUGCUUUAAUCAAAAGGUUUAUCAAGAAACGUAAGUGUCAUUUGCAUGUACCAGCUCAUUUUGUUGAAGUUGAAACUGGAACCUUGUUUGAUCUCAUACCUGUUGAGAAUAUUAAGAAUAUGUGUGUGUAUAUGGAUCAGGGUAGUGUGAAAUUUGUAGCACUAAUGCCAAAUGUAAGAGAAAAAGAUUAGAUUUUGUUUUCAUCCUGUGAUAGAAGUUAUGAUGCAUUUUUGUACAUACAUGUACAUGUAUUUAUGAAACAAAAUGAGUUUGUUCAUUGUAAUAUUGUAAGACAUGUGUAUGCAUUCUGUUAAACUCUGUAUUGCCUUCUGUUCUAUGUACUUUUGUGUCAAUAUGUAAUUGAAUCCUUUAAAUUACUUUAUGUAAACAUUAUUGCUCACACGCCUUCAAGAUUUCACAGAUUUAUUUUGGAAGUAAAUGAAUUUAGAUGGUUUUUUUCUAUUUCCUCCCUCAUUAUUUUCAGAAUAAUAAAAUGCAGUGACAAUAAC